AAAUUUGUCGUCGAAUCCUAUUUAGCGGCAUAACAUAUUGAUAAAAUAACAUGGUUAGUUUCUAGGCCCGUCCCCUCCACGGCAACAACAGGCUGGAGCCGUGUUGCCGGCAAACUACUGAUAGACAAGAUGCUGCGGUAUGUUGCCCGACAAACGACUUGGAUGAAUGCUGCUACUGGGGUGCGUUUUAAGUCUUCCAAAACCAAACAUUCGCUACAAGUUGACUAUAGUGGACGAGUGCACACUGGAAAAACAAUGGUGUCAAAAUCACCAAUCGCUUGGUCGUCAGGGGAAGUAACACACCCAGCUCCAUUAGACUGCCCCAUUGGGAACAAAGACGUGUAUCCUAAAGACCAACCUGAUGGUGGUCGGCAAUAUUUUGGAUUUGUGUAUUAUCCAAGGUUUCCAGGAGAGGUGGAUCCUCCCUAUGAUCCUGCACCGCUGCAUCUCGUCACCCGAGUGAGAACUCUCUAUAAAAGGCCAUGGUGGGACAAAGACAUCAUGAAAAGACUGGGCCUUCAUGAGAAGAGAAGUAAGGUUGCAAUUGUCAAGAACAAUCCUGAAAACAAUGCGAUGCUGUGGAAAGUGAAAUACUUGGUCAAGGUCACACCUUUGAGAGUACCUGCAGACCUUCCAGAUGAUGUUGACCCCAGAUGUUGUUUCUUGAAGGAGACAGGAGAAUUUUCUUAUUCUAAAAGUGUGCUGGUGAAGGAUAGUGAUAUGCAAGAACCUCCAGAGAUUACUGCCACUAAAUGGAAUGGAUAUUUUAUUGAAAAGCAUACGCGAAAACUCUGGGAUUAUCCAUGGCAGCUAAAACUAUGCUAAGCCUGCACAAUAAACAGAACACACUUAAGGUGAUAUUUUUUUUUUUCAUUACAGUGCAAACACUUGUCCUUUGUAUUCCUUUCAAAUUCAUUGGCAUCAAUUCAUAAUAAGAUUGUAAUAUGGGAAUGAAGUAUAAAAAAUAAACUGGUAAAUAUGUAUAUGGUACAUAGUUCACAUUUAUAUGGUUAUGUACGACUUAACAGUAUAAUGCUGUAUCUAGUUCUAGUAAAUAAAUAUUCAUAUUAAUUUG
Messenger RNA from Procambarus clarkii (red swamp crayfish), 1075 nucleotides. It is a transcript of the gene mRpL30, whose product is annotated as mitochondrial ribosomal protein L30. Lineage: Eukaryota; Metazoa; Arthropoda; Malacostraca; Decapoda; Cambaridae. Gene Ontology annotation, biological process: translation. The record is from RefSeq and is a predicted model, not a curated record. Gene Ontology annotation, molecular function: structural constituent of ribosome. Gene Ontology annotation, cellular component: large ribosomal subunit; mitochondrion.